Messenger RNA from Apaloderma vittatum (bar-tailed trogon), 844 nucleotides. RefSeq names its product phospholipase DDHD1-like. The transcript is spliced from 5 exons. Lineage: Eukaryota; Metazoa; Chordata; Aves; Trogoniformes; Trogonidae. The annotation marks the transcript as partial. Gene Ontology annotation, cellular component: cytoplasm. Gene Ontology annotation, molecular function: glycerophospholipase activity; metal ion binding. The record is from RefSeq and is a predicted model, not a curated record.
GUUGAGAGAGAAGGAAGAAAAGUUACGUAAGUUAAAGGCAUCCACCGUAUCAAAACCACCUGUCUUAAAAUUUAAGGUUGAGAAUUUCUUCUGUAUGGGAUCUCCACUAGCAGUGUUUUUGGCAUUGCGUGGCAUCCGUCCAGGAAACAGCGGUAGUCAAGACCAUAUUCUGCCCAGAACAAUUUGUAAGCGCUUACUAAAUAUUUUUCAUCCAACAGAUCCAGUGGCCUAUAGGUUAGAACCCUUAAUCCUGAAACACUACAGCAAGAUUUCGCCUGUCCAGAUCCACUGGUACAACACCGCGAACCCUUUACCUUAUGAGCACAUGAAGCCAAGUUUUCUCAGCCCAACAGAAGAAACUACCUCAGGUACUGAUAACGAAAGUGUCUCAAAUGUACCGAGCCCUAACACUUCACCAGUCAUGGUUCGACGCCACUACGGGGAGUCUAUAACAAACAUAGGCAAAGCAAGUAUAUUAGGAGCUGCAAGUAUUGGGAAAGGCCUCGGCGGGAUGCUUUUCUCAAGGUUUGGUCGGUCUAGUACAGCCACCUCGCAGACGCUCGAGGCGGGUAAAGACGGAGCCGAGGGGGAAGACAAGAAGGCUGCGACGGUCGGGACACCGCCUUUGCCCGACAGCAUCUCGGGAUUUCUCGAGCCCACACUGGAACUGGAGCACAGGAUUGAUUUCGAGCUCAGGGAAGGUCUCGUGGAGAACAGAUACUGGUCCGCAGUCACGUCUCACACUGCAUAUUGGUCAUCUCUGGAUAUUGCUCUUUUCCUUCUAACUUUCAUGUACAAACAUGACCAAGAAGAUACUGACAAAUCCAAUUUAGACACUAUUUGA